GUUCCAUUGUAUCGCGGUAUAUUCCAAAAAUACGCAUUUCCGGUUUUUCUCGCGAUUUUAGCGCCACCUAUGGUAAAUAAACUUUAGAUCGUCUGCCAAUAAGAUGCUAAAAUAUGUCAGAAAUCAUAGUGAGUGUCUUAAUUUUUCAAUUACAAGUAUUUUAUUCAGUUUUAAUGAAGGUGUUUAAAAAAUUAUUCUAAUUUACCCAUAAUAAAAUAAGUCACAGCAUAAAUUGUCAGUCUACCGUCUGGGUUGUUGACAUUAGCCAUAGUAAUGAAGUCAUGUGAUGUUCUAAAACAAAAACUAUGGAACGCUGUUCUCAUAUUAAUUAAAUAAAAUAUAAUGAUAGUAAGCAAUGUUCAAAAAAGGUUUUAGUGAAUAUUUUUUUGUAGAAUAAAUCAAAGAGGUUGCAAUAUGAUAGGAAUAACUUGGAAAGAGCCCACACAGCUGUCAUUUCUGAUAAUGUAUCAGUUUAUCGAGCAGCCAUGGUUUACAAAGUCCCUGAAUCCACUCUACGGGAUAGAACUAGAGGGAAUGUGUCAUUGCAAUCAAAAGUGGGUAAAGAACACCUGUUCACUGAAAGAGAAGAGAAAAUUUUUUUUGACCAUUUGACAUACAUGGCCGAAAUAGGCUAUGGAUAUACGAAAAGUAGCAUCCAAUCUAUGGCAAAAGAGUAUGCCGUUUCAUUAAAAAAGAAACUAACAACAAAAUUAAACAAUUCAGUCAAGCUAAGCAACAACUGGUUUUACCAAUUCAUGAGCAGAUUGCCCCAACUUAAACUUGUCAAGCCCCAGAAGCUCUCUGUACAUAGGGCUAAGAGCACGUCAGAAAAAAAAAUUAAGAAAUACUUCGAAGAGCUCUCUGAAAUCAUGACAACAAACAAUCUGCUGGACAAGCCCAAUCGAAUUUUUAAUAUUGAUGAAACCGGUAUUACCACAGAUCAUAUGCCACCGAAAAUAGUUUGCAACAAAAACACCUCAGCACAGGCUGUUACAUCUCCAAGGUCUUCAACGAUUACAAUUAUCGCUGCAGGAAAUGCUUUAGGACACCACAUUCCUCCGAAUUACGUGUUCCCGGGCAAGAGAUGGAUGCCUGCCUUUCUUGAGGGAGCUGCACCAGGAGCAAGCGGUGAGAUGAGUGAAAGUGGUUGGUCAAAUGGUGCAGUAUUUGAAAACUAUCUGACCAACCACUUUGCACGCCAUGCAGGCAUCACAAAUGACCCCAAUCAGGAACCCACUCUUAUCCUUUUUGAUGGCCAUAGAUCGCACAUACGACUUACUCUGACAAAUUGGGCCCGCCAGAGGAAUGUCAUUUUAUUUCUACUGCCACCCCAUAGCAGUCAUAUUACCCAACCACUGGAUGUAGCCAUAUUUGGACCGCUUAAAAAUAUGUAUUACAGAGAAUGUGCCACAUAUAUGCAACAACAUCCUGGAGCAAACAUCACUAAGUAUGAAAUUGCAAAAUUAAGCAGCAAGCCCUAUCUAAAGGCAAUGUCACCUGAUAACCUUGUUUCCUCCUUUCGGAAAACUGGGAUAUUCCCGCUGCAACCAAACAUUUUCGAAGCAACACCUGGAACAUUAGCUCCUGCAACCAUCUAUGCAAAUGAGGAUUUACAACCGACUUUGACAGAAGACACAGAGGUGAUGGAUGAUCAUGAGGGAGAUGUUGCACAACCAAACACAAAUAGUGGACACAAUAAGGAAAAUAUGAGUCCUUCUGACUUUUUUAAUAGUAGGACAAUCAAAAAAGAAUCUGUGAAUAAAAGUAAGAGAAAAUUUGUUCCGCCAUUUCUCUCUGGAAAUCUUUUGAAGGAGUCUAACAUUGAAGCAUUAGAAACAUCUCAACUAAAUAAGAAGCAAAAAUUAGAAAAAGAAAAGGAAAAAGAAAAAAAGCCAGUAAAGUCAAAGGGGAAAGGAAAAGCACUAGUUAAGACAAAAGGAAACACUUCAAUUACUUCAAGUCGUUCAAGUCCAAAGCCAGGAACAUCUGGCCAUCAGAGCAAAGUAUCCGGCCCGAUACCUGUGGAUACUUCAGAUGAUGACAUUUUAACAGAUGACGAUGAGGUUUGCUGCAUUUGUAACAAAUGGCAGCCAGAAGAACUUUCCCAUAUGGCAGGGAUCAGUUUUGUCAGUUGGGGACAAUGUGACAUUUGUGGACACUGGACCCACCUUAAAUUUUGUUCUUCAAUUAAAGUUCUCAGGAGAGGAAGUGAAUUCAAAUGUCCACAUUGCAUUUAAACAAUUAAAUAAUAAAGAGAGUAACUCAAUAAAGUUUUAAUGAAUGCAAAUUUAAUUUCAGUUCCUGUUUAUUAUUGAUAUUUUAUAUAAAUAAAAAAAAAUGUAGUAUGGAAAUAAAAUAAAUACCUUAUAACUGAACCAGGCUUCCAUACAUUCAAUACCGCGAUACAAUGGAACUCUCCAAUUUAAAAGGUAAAUAAGACUUCUGCGUUUUAAAAAUAGCUCACAAGAAAACGAAAAAAGGUUGAAAAACUGUGUUCCACUGAAAAGUUAGCCAAAUGUAAGCUUUAUAAAUAGCAACCAUUGUCAUAUUCAGAUUUCAACAUUUAAUAUCCAUUUUUAGGGUAAACAAUUAAGUACCGCGAUAUAAUGAGACACCAGUAUACAUAAAGUUCAAACAUUUAGGGACCUCUGAAAUUAUGAAACUCUCAAAAACGUAAUAUUACAAAGACUACAAAAUACUUACUUUUAAC
Saccostrea cuccullata (small rock oyster) is the source of this 2710-nucleotide messenger RNA. RefSeq lists its product as uncharacterized. NCBI's taxonomy places the organism in Eukaryota, Metazoa, Mollusca, Bivalvia, Ostreida, Ostreidae. Gene Ontology annotation, molecular function: DNA binding. The transcript has a single exon. Bases 486 to 2237 code for a protein of 583 amino acids. Gene Ontology annotation, cellular component: nucleus. The record is from RefSeq and is a predicted model, not a curated record.